AAAUUUCCAUGGGCGAUCUAAGGUAGCCUUGACCGUAUAUCGAACAUGACCAAAGUCAGAUUCGAAGCUGCUAGGUAAAUUUGCAGGGCUUUUUCUCGGGUUUUGACGCGCAAGCUCCGUAUCGUCUUUAUUGAUCCGUGCGCGCGAGAGAGAGUGCUGUAGCACGCCGUAAAUAUUCGUCCUAGCGAGGGACCUAUUCGUAUUCGUCGUGGCGAGGAUACGCGCGUUAAAAGGUGUACAAAAACGACGUGAGCGUGGCUUAAGAUGGCCCGGGGAGACACGGAGGAUGGACCCCUGAUUCGGCCCGUUAAUGCCGUAUCGACGAAAACAUUGGUCGUACUAUGCACCGGCGGUGCCUUCCUGGUUUGCGCCGUCGCGAUGACCUGGUGGCUCUGUCGACGACGACAUGAACAUACCAAGUUGAAUGCUGACAGAUCGUUGGCUUUCAGACCUCCUCGUAGAAAGCCGACCGCAGUAAAAAGUCCUGGUAGUACGAGUCAUUAUUUGAAAAAGAGUCCGAGUCCUACCGGUCCUGCUAAAAAUCCACCAGGUUCUACUGGACAACAGCAGCAGCAGCAGCAGCAGCAGCAGCAGCAACAACAGCAGCAACAGCAACAACAAACCAUUUCGGACUUGCCUACGCCGCAAAUACCUACGAACAAUAUUAAUUACGAUGUAUCGCAUUGCGAAAAAGCUGGUACUACACCGGUUAAAACAUCGAGUAGCGAGGUUACGCUCAUCAUCGAGGACGAAUGCGACAAAGCUGAAUUGGAAAAUAACGAAAAAGUGAAAUGCGAAUCUAAUUUGUGCAUGUCAGAUAAGAAGAACGGUCUUGGUAUAUUGGUAUUUAAAUUGAGAUACAAGAGCGAACAAAAUGCAUUGGCAGUUACGGUCGUUAAGUGUAAGAAAUUACCAGCUAGGGAUCAGGGAAAUACCAGCAGCGAUCCUUACGUUAAAUUACAGCUAUUACCGGGCAAACGACAUCAUGUGAAAACAAGAGUCCUUCGUAAUACGAGAAAUCCUGUUUACAACGAGGAUUUCACGUUCUUCGGAAUCACGAAAAGUCAACUCGAGGAAAUCAGUCUACAUUUCGUCGUUUUAAGUUUCGACAGAUACUCGCGCGAUGAAAUUAUCGGCGAAUUAACGUGCGCACUUUCCUCGAUACCAGGAUUAAAAGAUUCCGAUAAUCAAGAAAUAUCACUGCGCCGAAACAUCUGUCCGAGGAGUUUGAAGAUACAAUUCCAAGGGAGAGGGGAACUGUUGGUAUCGUUUUGCUGGCAAUCGGCAACAAAUCAAUUAUCGGUGUUCGUCUUGAAGGCACGAAAUCUCCCUAAAAUGGAUGUCACGGGUCUUGCCAGUCCUUACGUUAAAAUUUAUCUAUUGUAUCAAUCGAAAUGUAUCGCUAAAAAGAUGACCCACGUAAAAAUGCAUACGUUAAGUCCUAUAUUCAACGAGCCCUUCGUAUUCGAUAUACCCAACAAUAUUCACAGUUUAAGCAACGUCAGUCUCGAAAUAAUUCUUUACGAUUGGAAUGCAUUAACUAAAAAUGAGGUUAUUGGCAGAUUAAAAUUCGGUGGUUCCAAAUGCCAAGGAUCCACGUUGAAUCAUUGGAACGAAAUUUGUAGAUCUCCUCGACGGCAGGUUGCCGAAUGGCACAAGUUAAGGGAAUAAUCCCUUGACCUUAUCUCCUAUCCUACCCUUUUUCUUCGAUUUCCUCGAAGGAUCAUUUUAUGACAUCUUAAUGACAUUAGAAAUUCCUUCGAAGAAAUUAAGAGACUACUUAUGUAUGCCGAUAUGCUUAAAACCAUGCUGCUGCUCUGCACGAUUAUUAUUUUAACAUCAUUUUAACAUCAUUUUAACA
Molecule: messenger RNA, 1861 nt
Organism: Polistes dominula (European paper wasp)
Lineage: Eukaryota; Metazoa; Arthropoda; Insecta; Hymenoptera; Vespidae
Gene: Syt4
Product: Synaptotagmin 4
Biological process (GO): vesicle fusion; calcium ion-regulated exocytosis of neurotransmitter
Cellular component (GO): synapse; exocytic vesicle; axon
Molecular function (GO): calcium ion binding; SNARE binding; clathrin binding
Source: RefSeq, a predicted model, not a curated record